Eptesicus fuscus (big brown bat) is the source of this 1921-nucleotide messenger RNA. RefSeq names its product septin 10 (gene SEPTIN10). Gene Ontology annotation, molecular function: molecular adaptor activity; GTPase activity; GTP binding. NCBI's taxonomy places the organism in Eukaryota, Metazoa, Chordata, Mammalia, Chiroptera, Vespertilionidae. The record is from RefSeq and is a predicted model, not a curated record. Gene Ontology annotation, cellular component: septin ring; septin complex; cell division site. Gene Ontology annotation, biological process: cytoskeleton-dependent cytokinesis. The transcript is spliced from 12 exons. Bases 352 to 1809 code for a protein of 485 amino acids.
CCGGGCCCGCCCACUUCCGGCCCUCGCGCGGGAGUGCCUCCGGCCGCCGCCCGCGGAGCCGUCCCGGCCGCAUCCCCUCUCCCUUCGGCCCAGGGUCCCGCGGCCGCUUGCCCCGCACUGACUCGUCGCGCGACACGUCGUGGGACACCCCUGUGAGAGGCUCGCUCGCGCCCGCGUCACUGAGGCCGCCGGCUUGGCCCCGCCCCUCCCCGUCGCGCCGCCUCCGGCCCGCGCCCCGCGUCCCGAGCCCUUCCCGGCCCCCGGCUCCCUCCGCCGACGCGCUGCUCCGGUCGCGGCGAGACCGCCGCCCCGCCCGCCCUCGGCUCGCUUCGCCCCGCUCCCGCCGGAACCAUGAGCUCUGAGGAGGCGCGGCACCUGCUCUUUCAGUCUCACAUGGCAACAAAAUCUUGUAUGUCCUCCCAAGUAUCUGAUGAUGAACAGAGAAAAAGAGAAAAUAUUCGUUCUUUAACUAUGUCUGGCCAUGUUGGUUUUGAGAGUUUGCCUGAUCAGUUGGUCAACAGAUCUAUUCAGCAAGGCUUCUGUUUUAAUAUUCUCUGUGUUGGGGAGACUGGAAUUGGAAAAUCAACAUUGAUUGAUACAUUGUUUAAUACUAAUUUUGAAGACCAUGAAUCCUCACAUUUUUGCCCACAUGUUAGACUUAAAGCUCAGACAUAUGAACUUCAAGAAAGUAAUGUUCGAUUGAAAUUGACCAUUGUGAAUACAGUGGGAUUUGGUGACCAAAUAAACAAAGAAGAGAGCUACCAACCAAUAGUUGACUACAUAGAUGCUCAGUUUGAGGCCUAUCUCCAAGAAGAACUGAAGAUCAAGCGUUCUCUCUUUAACUACCACGAUUCUCGUGUCCAUGCAUGCCUCUACUUCAUCUCUCCAACAGGCCACUCUCUGAAGACACUAGACCUCUUAGCCAUGAAGAGCCUUGACAGCAAGGUGAACAUUAUACCAGUGAUUGCCAAAGCAGAUGCAAUUUCUAAAACUGAAUUACAGAAGUUUAAGAUCAAGCUUAUGAGUGAAUUGGUCAGCAAUGGUGUCCAGAUAUACCAAUUCCCGACAGAUGAUGAAACUGUUGCUAAAAUCAAUGCUUCAAUGAAUGGACAUUUGCCAUUUGCUGUUGUAGGAAGUAUGGAUGAGGUAAAAGUUGGAAAUAAGCUGGUCAAAGCUCGCCAGUACCCUUGGGGUGUUGUACAAGUGGAAAAUGAAAACCACUGUGACUUUGUAAAGCUUCGGGAAAUGCUCAUUUGUACAAACAUGGAGGAUCUGCGAGAACAGACCCAUACAAGGCACUAUGAACUGUACAGGCGUUGCAAACUGGAGGAAAUGGGCUUUACUGAUGUGGGCCCAGAGAAUAAGCCUCUCAGUCUUCAAGAGACCUAUGAAGCCAAAAGACACGAAUUUUAUGGGGAACGUCAGAGGAAGGAAGAAGAAAUGAAGCAGAUGUUUGUACAGCGGGUGAAGGAGAAAGAAGCCAUACUAAAAGAAGCUGAAAGAGAGCUGCAAGCCAAAUUCGAGCACCUCAAAAGAGUUCACCAAGAAGAGAGAAUGAAGCUGGAGGAGAAGAGAAGACUUUUGGAAGAAGAAAUAAUCUCUUUCUCGAAGAAGAAAGCUACCUCCGAGAUAUACCAGAACCAGACCUUUAUGGGCAGCAACCUGAAGAAGGACAAGGACCGUAAGAAGGAACCAGGCUAUCGAUGUGAACUCCUGUGCUUUGAUGUCAGAGCUUAUGAAACCAAUGGUGGACGCAAUGAUGCAGAGGAAGGUAGAGAGGGUCCCAGUACAAUGGGGCGGCAUGAGUAGCAUUUGGAUGAUAUUCUCAAGGCUUAUAGGUUGGGCUCCAAUUUUAUGUAAAACAAAGGUUCAAGAUCACAGAAGGUCAUCACAAGCAAAAGUUAUUAAAAAGUUAGAAAUA